CUGUUCCAUUGAUUCCAAAGUGAGUUAGUAGAAUUUAACAGAGCAAAAGCUUGUUUGGAGGGUUUAUUAUACAUUUUUUAAGGGCAAUGAAGUAUGGGCAUUGCCACUACCAAACUACUUACAAACACUUUUACACACUGCUCAAGGAACAUUCAAAGCAAAACAAAAAGCUCAUGUGCAUGACACGUGGAUGCAAGCUUGUACGGCUGACGUUAAUCACUUUCACUUCUUUUGUUUCUCCUUCCUCUUCUUACAACAACAAACAACAGCAAAAUCUCACUUUUCUCUUUGUUUUUAUAUUUUUUUUCCUUCUCUCAUCUCUCUCUCUCUCUCUCUCUCUGUCUCUUACAACAGGCUGAACCUCAAAAAUCUCUCAAAUGCAAGCAGCAUUUGCUUGUUGAUUUCUUGAUUUUGCCUCUGCAAUGGGAACCUGCACCUCAAAGCCUCCAAAACCAAACCCAUUUGCCUCAAGAGAGAACCAGCAGAAUGACUAUCCUGCCCCUACUCAACCACCCAAAUCCCCUCCUCCUCCUCUCCCUCCAACCACCCCUUUCCUCCCCAUCUACACCCCAAGCCCUGCCCACCCCAACAAACCCAAGACUCCUUCAACUCCUCUCCGGUUUUUCCGGAGACCCUUUCCUCCUCCUUCUCCCGCCAAGCACAUCCGGGCUGUGCUGAGGCGGCGGAAGGCCAACAAGAAACCGGAAAAUGAGGCGAAAAUUGCGGAGGAUGAGGAGGACGAGGAGGAAGGAGUUGAGUUGGAUAAAAGAUUUGGGUUUUCAAAGGAGUUGAGGAGUAGGUUGGAAGUAGGAGAGGAGGUUGGCAGAGGGCAUUUUGGGUACACUUGUUCUGCUAAGUUCAAGAAAGGUGAGUUCAAAGGCCAGCAGGUUGCUGUUAAAGUCAUCCCCAAGUCCAAGAUGACAACAGCUAUUGCAGUUGAGGAUGUGAGAAGGGAGGUGAAAAUAUUGCGAGCCUUGACGGGGCAUAACAAUCUGGUGAAAUUCUACGAUGCAUUUGAAGAUCAUGAUAAUGUCUACAUAGUAAUGGAGUUGUGUGAAGGAGGUGAGCUUUUGGAUAGAAUACUUGCAAGGGGUGGAAAAUACUCAGAAGAUGAUGCAAAGGCUGUAAUGGUACAGAUACUAAAUGUUGUUGCUUUUUGUCAUCUUCAGGGUGUUGUGCAUCGAGAUCUUAAACCAGAGAACUUUCUAUAUACAUCGAAGGAUGAGAACUCUCUGCUGAAGGCCAUAGACUUUGGGUUGUCGGAUUUUGUCAGACCAGGUUUGUGUUCUGCUCACUCAGCUUCCUCCUGCUCAGCCCUGGGGAUUCUUCUAAAUUUCUUGUGCUUUAUGGUGUUUCCAGAUGAAAGACUUAAUGACAUUGUGGGAAGUGCAUACUAUGUGGCCCCUGAAGUUCUACAUAGAUCUUAUAGUACAGAAGCUGAUGUUUGGAGCAUAGGCGUGAUAGCAUAUAUUCUUUUAUGUGGUAGUCGUCCAUUUUGGGCCAGGACUGAGUCUGGAAUCUUCCGAGCAGUCCUAAAGGCUGAUCCAAAUUUUAACGAAGUACCUUGGCCUUCCUUGUCUUCAGAAGCUAAGGACUUUGUGAAGCGCCUCUUGAAUAAAGACCCCAGGAAACGAAUGACAGCAGCUAAGGCCCUGAGUCAUCCUUGGAUCCAGAAUCAUAAUUAUGUUAAGGUCCCUCUUGAUAUUUUAAUAUUUAGGCUCAUGAAGGCAUAUAUGCGAUCGUCAACUUUGCGUAAGGCUGCUUUAAAGGCAUUGUCUAAGACAUUGACUGUGGAUGAACUCUUUUACCUGAGAGAGCAAUUUGCAUUAUUGGAGCCCAAAAAUGGUAGCAUAACCUUGGAGAACAUAAAGACGGCCCUGAUGAAAAAUGCAACAGAUGCAAUGAAGGAGUCUCACAUUCCUGAUUUUCUUUUUUCGCUAAAUACACUUCAAUACAGAAGAAUGGAUUUUGAAGAAUUUUGUGCAGCUGCAUUAAGUGUCCAUCAACUUGAGGCACUUGAUCGCUGGGAACAACAUGCCCGCUGUGCAUAUGAGCUUUUUGAGAAGGAUGGAAACAGGGCUAUUGUAAUUGAGGAACUUGCUUCUGAACUUGGUCUUGGACCCUCUAUUCCAGUUCAUGCUGUUCUUAAUGACUGGAUAAGGCAUACUGAUGGGAAGUUAAGUUUCCUUGGGUUUGUGAAAUUGUUACGUGGUCCAUCCAGUCGAGCCCUUGCAAAGGCGCAAUGAUAUCUUUAAAGGAAUUUUGGUGACUUUAGGAAGUAUUACCAUGUCAUGUUUGCUCAAGAUUCAAUGAGAUGCGGCAUCAGCAUACUGUAAUUGGAUUGAUCUUUCUAAGUUGGGAGACUCCACAGGCAUGCUUCCUGCAUCCAGCUUCAGCUCAGAUGGUGUGAGGCUUUAACUACAUGCUAAUUCUUUGAGGAGUUUGAAGUCAUGGGAUCCUUUGAAAGGCAGCAAAGAUAUCAUUGGCAUCGCAAUGUAAAAAUAUAGUUUAGCUUGCCUGAAUGGGCCAAACAUAUUUGUCUUGUUACACGUUGUGAUUAUUUAUAUAUGUUCGAUUUUUUAUUUUCCCAAUUCUAGCUUAUCCCAGACAGGGAACUAUUUGCUUUAAAGGAGGAUUUGCUUUGUUUCCAA
Messenger RNA from Theobroma cacao (cacao), 2651 nucleotides. RefSeq names its product CDPK-related kinase 5-like. Gene Ontology annotation, biological process: protein phosphorylation. Gene Ontology annotation, molecular function: ATP binding; protein kinase activity. NCBI's taxonomy places the organism in Eukaryota, Viridiplantae, Streptophyta, Magnoliopsida, Malvales, Malvaceae. The record is from RefSeq and is a predicted model, not a curated record.